Messenger RNA from Babesia bigemina, 189 nucleotides. RefSeq lists its product as hypothetical. The record is from RefSeq and is a predicted model, not a curated record. Bases 1 to 189 code for a protein of 62 amino acids. Lineage: Eukaryota; Apicomplexa; Aconoidasida; Piroplasmida; Babesiidae. The transcript has 6 exons.
AUGAGUGGACUGGGAGCGGCAGUGGUUGAGGGGACUGGGAGCGGCAGUGGUACGUGCUGUAGUAGGUUGAGGGGAGUGGGAGCGGCAGUGGUUAAGGGGAGUGGGAGCGGCAGUGGUAGUGUUGCAGCUGAGGGGACUGGGAGCGGCAGUGGCAGUGUUGCAGUUGAGGGGACUGGGAAGGGAAGAUGA